Acaulospora colombiana is the source of this 447-nucleotide messenger RNA. The record is from the annotation of a GenBank genome assembly. Lineage: Eukaryota; Fungi; Glomeromycota; Glomeromycetes; Diversisporales; Acaulosporaceae.
AUGGGCAAUUCGAUCAAAGAGGAGCUCGUCGAUUCGCCGAUCUUGCGUCCAAUUCAGGAUGCCCUCGUCUUGGACAAAGAGAUCUCCCACCUCUACUCGACCACCAUACCCAACAAGAUCAAGGAAUUCAUCGAUUUCUUCUACCACAAAUUAACAGUUGGCAUUAUGAUUGGAUUUUGCCUUGGUUUUUGUGCAAUUCCCGUCACGCUAAUCUACUUCUUCAUUGAACCUCCAUUUGACAAAGCAUUCACCCAAUUUAAACAGUUAGCUUCAACCUGGACAAAGGAUGGCAAAAAGAGGAACCUGAAAAUUACCGUGAACAUAGUUUUUUCGGUGGUGAUGUUGUUCUUCUUGCGGGUGUUGAUGUUGAUUCCGCUGAUCUUGUUUGUGAUGGGGUUUGAAAAAUUGUCUGGAUUCGACGGCCUCAUAUCUUUUCCAGCUGGGUGA